Acomys russatus (golden spiny mouse) is the source of this 2443-nucleotide messenger RNA. It is a transcript of the gene Nmt1, whose product is annotated as N-myristoyltransferase 1. Gene Ontology annotation, cellular component: cytoplasm. Bases 40 to 1530 code for a protein of 496 amino acids. Gene Ontology annotation, biological process: N-terminal peptidyl-glycine N-myristoylation. Lineage: Eukaryota; Metazoa; Chordata; Mammalia; Rodentia; Muridae. Gene Ontology annotation, molecular function: glycylpeptide N-tetradecanoyltransferase activity. The record is from RefSeq and is a predicted model, not a curated record. The transcript is spliced from 12 exons.
CAUGUAGCGGGGCGCGGAGCCCGGCUCUCGCAACCCAAGAUGGCGGAUGAGAGUGAGACAGCAGUGAAGCUGCCGGCACCUUCGCUGCCACUGAUGAUGGAAGGGAACGGAAACGGCCAUGAGCACUGCAGCGAUUGCGAGAACGAGGAGGACAACAGCUACAACCGAGGUGGCCUGAGUCCAGCCAAUGACACCGGAGCCAAAAAGAAGAAAAAGAAACAAAAGAAGAAGAAAGACAAAAGCAAUGACACAGAGUCAACCCAGGAUCAGCCUGUGAAGAUGAACUCUUUGCCAGCAGAGAGAAUCCAGGAAAUACAGAAGGCCAUUGAGCUGUUCUCAGUGGGCCAGGGCCCUGCCAAGACCAUGGAGGAGGCCAGCAAGCGAAGCUACCAGUUCUGGGACACGCAGCCAGUCCCCAAACUGGGUGAGGUGGUCAACACCCAUGGUCCAGUGGAGCCUGACAAGGACAACAUUCGCCAAGAGCCCUACACCCUACCUCAGGGCUUCACUUGGGAUGCCUUGGACCUGGGAGACCGUGGUGUGCUGAAGGAGCUGUACACUCUGCUGAAUGAGAACUAUGUGGAAGAUGAUGAUAACAUGUUCCGAUUUGAUUACUCCCCUGAGUUCCUCUUGUGGGCUCUCCGGCCACCUGGCUGGUUACCACAGUGGCACUGCGGCGUUCGAGUGGUCUCAAGUCGGAAGCUGGUUGGGUUCAUUAGUGCCAUCCCAGCAAACAUCCACAUCUAUGACACAGAGAAGAAGAUGGUGGAGAUCAACUUCCUGUGCGUCCACAAGAAGCUGCGCUCCAAGAGGGUGGCUCCAGUUUUGAUCCGAGAGAUAACCCGGCGGGUCCACCUGGAGGGCAUUUUCCAAGCUGUUUACACUGCCGGAGUGGUAUUGCCAAAGCCUGUUGGCACCUGCAGGUACUGGCAUCGGUCCCUAAACCCUCGGAAGCUGAUUGAAGUGAAGUUCUCCCACCUGAGCAGGAAUAUGACCAUGCAACGUACCAUGAAGCUCUACCGACUGCCAGAGACUCCCAAGACAGCUGGGCUACGACCAAUGGAAAAGAAGGACAUUCCAGUAGUGCACCAGCUGCUCAGCAGGUACUUGAAGCAGUUUCACCUCACUCCCGUCAUGAGCCAGGAGGAGGUGGAGCACUGGUUCUACCCCCAGGAGAACAUCAUUGACACUUUUGUGGUAGAGAAUGCCAACGGUGAGGUGACUGACUUUCUGAGCUUUUAUACACUUCCUUCCACCAUCAUGAACCAUCCCACCCACAAGAGUCUAAAAGCUGCUUACUCAUUCUACAACGUUCACACCCAGACACCGCUUCUAGACCUUAUGAGCGACGCCCUUGUUCUAGCCAAAAUGAAAGGGUUCGACGUGUUCAACGCGCUGGAUCUCAUGGAGAACAAAACAUUCCUGGAGAAGCUUAAGUUCGGCAUAGGGGACGGCAACCUGCAGUAUUACCUGUACAAUUGGAAGUGCCCUAGCAUGGGGGCUGAGAAGGUUGGGUUGGUGUUACAGUAACCAGUUGCCAGUGAGAUUCUGGAUAAAGCCACUGAAAAUCCAAACCAGGAAAUGGAAUCCCACCACUUGUUGGUCCAACUUUCAUAAAUGUGAGAUCUCUGGCAAACAGAACAGAACUGAACCGGCUUUACCAAACCGCCAGCGAACUUGACAAUUAUAUUGCCAUGGCAUAGGCUGCGUGAUGUCACCUUUGGCCAUGUUUCUGGUCUCCCUGUUUUCAAUGAAUUAACCUGCUCGUGCAGCCAUGAUCAAGGGGUGUAACCCUGAAACCUAGCUCGUGAUUGGCGUAUUAUGGAGUUAACGGGUGAAUAAUAAAAGUAUAUAUAUUAUAUAUAUAAAUAUUUUAAAUAUCUUUCAUGUUCCAAAUGUACAAGGAUGUUUGGUCUCUAAUGAGAAAGAAGCUGAAUCCAGUCAUUCUCCGACAUUAGAACCCAAGGACAGAGCAGGCAGACGUGUACUGGCACAGCUGCUGUUCUUCAGAAGCAGGAAGCUGUGCUCAGUGGGAGCAGGAGAAAGAGAUCUUGGGAGCCUCACCCAGUUCCCAUUUGGAAUUGGCUGCCCAACUGGCUUUGAGCCAGGAGGGAAGGUGGAGGGACUGCCAGCUCAGGAGAGGGCUCGGAUCUCUAGGAUGGCAGGACCAGCUCCUAGGGUCGGGCUGGCCCUGGGCUGAGGCCAGACUACUGCAUUCUGACACUAGGAAGUGGUGACAAUCGUGGAAAUAGAUUUCAUUAAUCAAGCCCCUCGCCCAUCUCCUGCGCCUUCUCCCGUAGGAGAUUAGCCUACCAAGUAAUUUGAAAAGGCUUUUGAGCCGGCUGUGGCCAACCCUACAGGCACUUGUUCCCUGAGAGACGUUACCUUCGCUGCCCAGGAUGGUUGGCAGUUUGCAAGGGACCUUGUGGAGACCGUGAGUGCA